Lindgomyces ingoldianus is the source of this 1869-nucleotide messenger RNA. RefSeq names its product glutamate 5-kinase. Bases 1 to 1620 code for a protein of 539 amino acids. Gene Ontology annotation, cellular component: cytosol; cytoplasm. The transcript is spliced from 2 exons. Gene Ontology annotation, molecular function: glutamate 5-kinase activity; ATP binding; RNA binding. The record is from RefSeq and is a predicted model, not a curated record. Lineage: Eukaryota; Fungi; Ascomycota; Dothideomycetes; Pleosporales; Lindgomycetaceae.
AUGGCACUGCAAAUGAAAAAACACCCAGGGCAGCUCACCGUCGUCAUAAAACUCGGAACCAGCUCAAUCGUGGAUGAAAAAACGCACCAACCUCUCCUCUCUAUUUUAUCUGUCAUCGUCGAAACAGCCGUAAAACUCCACGCUGAUGGACACCGCGUUGUUCUCGUUUCCUCUGGCGCCAUUGGCGUUGGCCUGCGUCGCAUGGAUCUCGACAAACGGCCGAAACACCUCCCUAAGAUACAGGCUUUAGCUGCGAUUGGGCAGUGUCGGCUGAUGAGUCUGUGGGAUCAACUGUUCGGGCAUGUACGACAGCCAAUUGCGCAGAUCUUGUUGACGAGGAACGACAUUGCGGAUCGGACCCAGUACCAGAAUGCGCAGAACACUUUUUUUGAACUUCUGAAUAUGGGGGUUAUUCCGAUUGUUAAUGAGAACGAUACAUUGGCCGUGACGGAAAUAAAGUUUGGAGACAAUGAUACUCUGUCUGCUAUUACGGCGGGAAUGGUGCAGGCGGAUUAUCUGUUCCUUAUGACCGACGUCGACUGCCUGUAUGACAAGAACCCGCGGACGAACCCGGACGCGAAGCCUAUUCCUGUUGUGGAAGAUAUUGCGGAGCUGGAAGCUGAUGUGUCGAGUGCCGGUUCGGCUCUAGGGACUGGAGGCAUGUCGACGAAGAUUGUAGCAGCAAGGUUGGCGACCUCCGCCGGUGUGACGACGGUCAUUACGAAAUCUUCGAAGCCGGGGAACAUUACCGCCAUCAUCAAGUACGCGGAGUCGCAGAAGACUACGCGUCUAUCGAGUCGGAACAGUGUUGUCAAUCUACAGGAAGAGGGGGCAUCUCUGGCACAGAUGGCAGCACUCAAUCUGCACUCUGCGAAUCACGCCCUGGCUACACCAUUGACAUCAACGCCCCACGAUACUCCCGCAAGAACUCCUUCUCCCCAGAUCGACCUGCUCCAAGACCCUCCACGACAUACCCGCUUCCUCCCUAUUCCACACCCGAUCCGAGACCGCUGGUUCUGGAUCCUGCACGGCCUCGCACCGCACGGAACAAUCUACAUCGACGAAGGAGCACGGUGCGCUCUGCAUGACAAGGCCGGACUUCUCCCCGUAGGCGUAGUCGACGUCGACGGAAAUUUCGCGCAACAAGAAGCCGUACGCAUCGUCGUUGUAAAAAGACUCCCUCAAUCCUCCCCAUCACACUCUAACUCUCAGCCGCCAUCAUCACCUCCCACACCAUCUCGCCACUCCUACAUCCAUAGCAACAGCAACCACCACAACCACGUUCACACCCACACUCACAUGCACAACCACGCCACACUCGCACAUUCACACUCCCACUCUCCCGCUCUCACACCUCAGCACCCUCCCCCAUACGAACUCCACAACCCCGCCCCCUAUGAAAUCGGGCGCGCGGUUAUCAACUACUCGGCGGCCGAAAUUCGCCGUAUCAAGGGCCUACACAGCACACAGAUCCACGAUGCUUUAGGGUACGCGGAUAGCGAGUAUGUUGCGCUGAGGGAGAACGUGGCUUUUUUUGGGCUUGAGAGGAGUAGACCUAGCACACCGAGUUUUGGGCGGAGUACUAGUGUUACGAGUGAACCGGCUGGUGGGGAGCAUUAGAUUGGUUUUAGAUUGGCAAAAGAGUUUGGAGUUUGAGUGAGUUGGAAAAGUGAGAUUGUGAAUUGGAGUUGGAGUUGGGAUUAAGGGGAUUGGCAUUUGGGGCGUUUGCAUAAAAUAUAUAUACAUAUUAUUUUCCUUUCUUUUUUUUUUUUUAAUUCUUCAUUCUUCAUUAGAAAGUUGGCUCAGCGCGAUUCAUUGAUUUGCCUCUGAGCGGGCUGUUUUGCAUCUUAGAGCAUUUAGGAUGAGAAU